CUAAAGAGAAAGCUAUUCAGGAGCUGUGCGCCGCCAGGUGAAGGAAGGCUCCGUUUUGGACGCUGGGGGGGAGCGAGAGAGGACCGAGGGCCGGGGAUUUGACUUUUUCUGUAUAAACUCGGGUUUGUGAGGGCGAGUGGGGAGCUAUGGCGGUGCUCUUUGCGCUUUGGGUGCUUUUAUUGUCCCAACUAUUGAUAUCAUCCUCAGCCCAGAGGCCAGGCCUCAGAGGAGCUCCUGGCCUACAAGGACCCCCAGGGCCACCAGGAAGGGAUGGCACUGACGGUAAACCAGGACCUCCCGGUCUGCCAGGGAAACCAGGUCCCAAAGGGAAAGCAGGAAAACCAGGGGGACCAGGACAACAAGGACUGCCGGGACUUCCAGGUGUCGAUGGUUUGACAGGUCCCGAUGGUCCUCUUGGCAGGGAUGGACCCCCAGGAGAACCAGGUGAAGCAGGUCCUCCUGGGCCACCUGGACCUCCUGGCAGAGGGAGACCAGGAGCUUCAGGACUUCCCGGCACCAACGGGUUGCCAGGCGGACCCGGACCCCAGGGCCCAGUGGGUCCUGAGGGUCUUCCAGGACUACCUGGACCUACUGGCCCAGAUGGACUCCCAGGUCUUCCCGGUACACUUCAUGAUCUCAAUGGAGACCUUCUGUGUCCUGCAAUCUGCCCCCCUGGCCCGCCUGGUCCUCCGGGAAUGCCGGGAUUCAAGGGUCACACUGGGCAUAAAGGAGACAAGGGAGAACCUGGAAAAGAUGGAGAGAAAGGUGAUGCUGGACCACCGGGUCCACCAGGUCUUCCUGGCACUGUGGGUCUGCAGGGUCCACGUGGUCUAAGAGGUUUACAAGGCCCAAUGGGACCUGUAGGCGACAGAGGCUUCCCUGGUUUCAGAGGCAAGCCUGGCAUCCCUGGCAUUAUUGGAAAGACAGGUGGUGGCGGAGAAAAAGGACCACAGGGAUUCAAAGGACCCAAAGGAGAAAUAGGUAAAAUUGGUCCCAAAGGAGCUUCUGGUGGACCAGGGCCCAAAGGAGAGCCUGGUAUUCCUGGCAGAGAUGGCAAAGACGGAACCCCAGGGUUGGAUGGUGAGAAGGGCGAUCCUGGACGCCACGGGGUAGUUGGAGAGAAAGGACCAAAUGGCCUUCCUGGUCUGCCAGGAAAGGCUGGUACAACAGGAUCUAAAGGAGAAGCUGGUGAUCCAGGAAAGCCCGGGGAGAUGGGACCCUCUGGAGAGCCAGGGAUUCCUGGUGAGAUUGGCAUCCCAGGAGAGAGGGGGAUAGCAGGUCCAAGAGGAGUGGCGGGAGGUAUUGGACCAGUGGGCAACCCUGGGCCUCGGGGAGUGAAAGGCUUCCAGGGAGUCAAAGGAGACUUGGGAGAUCCGGGUCUUCCAGGACCAACGGGAAUUCGUGGAGAAUUUGGUGACAGGGGCCCAGUCGGGGCUUCUGGACCUAAAGGAGACAUGGGUGUUGCAGGAAGUGAUGGGUUACCAGGAGAGAACGGAGAUCCUGGUCCCUUUGGGCCAGUGGGACAAAAAGGGCAGCCGGGGAAGCGAGGUGAACUGGGGCCUAAAGGCGUGACGGGUCCACAAGGAGAGGUUGGGGGAAGAGGGCUUCCAGGAAAAGAAGGCCCAAUGGGCUUCCAAGGGGAACAGGGUGUGCCUGGACUUCCAGGAAAGAGAGGUGUACCUGGUAAACUGGCAAGUGAGCAACACAUCAGAGAGCUAUGUGGCCCAAUGAUUGAUGAUCAGGUUGCACAACUGGCUGCCAACCUGCGAAGACCCCUGGCACCUGGAAUGGUGGGCCGCCCCGGCCCUCCAGGGCCGCCAGGAAAGCCAGGAGUUGCAGGCUCUAUUGGGCAUCCAGGUGCCCGAGGUCCACCAGGGUACCGAGGCCUGCCAGGAGAACUUGGAGAUCCAGGUCCCAGAGGUGAUGUUGGUGAGGCAGGUGAUAAGGGAUUCAUUGGUAAAGCCAUUGAUGGGCCUCCCGGAGACCAAGGAUACCAAGGUCUUCCAGGGGUACCUGGAAUUGUUAAAGAUGGGCGCGAUGGUUCUCCAGGAGAUCCAGGUGAGCCCGGAGAGCCAGGCAGAGUAGGCAGGACUGGGCACCAAGGACCUCCUGGAAUCUGUGACACAUCAGCUUGUCAGGGAACAUCACCUGCUGGGAAAUCCUCUAACCCCAAAAACAAUUAAGCAUAAGUUCCUGCACCCUGACA
Molecule: messenger RNA, 2206 nt
Organism: Pundamilia nyererei
Lineage: Eukaryota; Metazoa; Chordata; Actinopteri; Cichliformes; Cichlidae
Gene: col9a3
Product: collagen, type IX, alpha 3
Exons: 32
Coding region: 147-2183 (678 amino acids)
Cellular component (GO): extracellular matrix
Source: RefSeq, a predicted model, not a curated record